AUGAGCGCACCGGAAUCUAGUACUUUACAUGCGAACACACCCGUCCCCACAGGCCAACAAUCUAUAACCACGUCAAAGGCCCCUCUACUAGGUGAGAGAUUCAAAGUACCAACGAACCAAAAAUUGUCGAAUCCCAGUGAAAACAGUGAGGUCGAUGUGGAUGCGAGUGAUUCUGCGAGCGGAACCGCAAAGUCGGGAAAGCGAAGAUUGUUUGGAUUCGGAAAAAAGAAGAAUGAUGAAAAGGUAAAGAGCAAAAAGAAGGAUGAUGGAGCCCUUGCUGGCAAUGCACCAUUGAUCCGCCCUCUCCAGCAGACGCAGAUGACGAACUCCCCUCCACGAUCAAGCUAUCCAUACCAACACCCUUCAUCACCACCAGGUCGAAAAUUGUUCUCAUCUUCCCCACGUGUAGUGUCGCCUGCAGGUUCGCAAAUCUUCGAGCGUGAUGUGCAAGAAAGUGCUAUUCAGCCAAAUUCUCCCGCAAUUCCGUCGCAUAUACAGACCGAGGAUUAUAUUCCACCAGUCCUAGAUGCAUCGUCGCAGGCUAUUACGAACAAUGACAUUGAUCCGGAUACAGUGGAAAUCGUUAUGCACUCUUCUCAUCAGCCAGCAGUAAUGUCAAUGAGUGGUAUCAGCAGUAGCGAACCUGGCGCGUCAAUGUGGACAGACGACUUGGUGGCCCACCCCGACAAGGACGAUGCGGCAUCAAACUACGGUGCUCUUGAUAGUACAGACAUCCGGAGAUUAAGCUUCAUUUCAUUUGCAGAUGUAGUGCAAUCAGAGCACGCAGAACAUGCUGGCAAUAGAGACUCAAUAUAUAUUGCGGGACUCAGUGCGUUGUCAUCACCAGGUAUAUCACCAGGUGUGAACCGUUCACCUUCGCCUGUGCGAUCACCAGUAUCGUCGUUUGGAUUCGGAACAUCACCCCCGACUAGUAAGUCAGCUUCCGUGAAAGGUGUUGAGCUUUCGCCAGUUCGAAAACAAACUGGUCUCGCCAGUCCGACUUCACUUCACUCUCCUACAAAUGGCGGCGAAUUGACCAUAGAGACAAUGUCACAGGCUGUGAAGAAGACCGGGAGCGGCGAUCUUAGUGGCGGCCUUCGCAGUUUACCUUUAAGCCCGGUAAGCUCUGAUGGCCCGGAUACGCCAUUUAGAUAA
Messenger RNA from Botrytis byssoidea, 1155 nucleotides. RefSeq lists its product as uncharacterized. The record is from RefSeq and is a predicted model, not a curated record. The coding region runs from base 1 to 1155 and encodes 384 amino acids. The transcript has a single exon. NCBI's taxonomy places the organism in Eukaryota, Fungi, Ascomycota, Leotiomycetes, Helotiales, Sclerotiniaceae.